This is a messenger RNA of Venturia canescens, 4424 nucleotides long. RefSeq names its product will decrease acetylation (gene wda). Gene Ontology annotation, molecular function: protein binding; RNA polymerase II general transcription initiation factor activity. Bases 567 to 2333 code for a protein of 588 amino acids. The record is from RefSeq and is a predicted model, not a curated record. The transcript is spliced from 10 exons. Gene Ontology annotation, biological process: transcription initiation at RNA polymerase II promoter. Gene Ontology annotation, cellular component: transcription factor TFIID complex. NCBI's taxonomy places the organism in Eukaryota, Metazoa, Arthropoda, Insecta, Hymenoptera, Ichneumonidae.
CGUGCCACUUACAGUUAGGGAAUCCGAUUGUAAUUUUCGCCCCGACGUUUUGAGAUUUCACGGCGGAAUUUUGAAAUUGGACAGAUCAUUCGGCUGAAAAUAACGCUGUCUGAUAAAAUCGUAUUUUCCCCUAAAUUUUCGUGAAUAAACGUUUUAUCGCGGGAGAGAUCAAAACUUUCUUACUCGAGAAUACACACGCGUAAUACAUCUCCCUUCGCAGAGUUGAACGAAAAAAAAGAAUAAAGAGGAGGAGGGAAUUGAGGGAAAAAACAAACCCAAAACACUUAUACCACUACUACGCCACUGUCAUAUAUUAAAAAAUUCUCUCCUUUCUCGCUUUGCGCGCACAUUGCAACUUGCAACUGAAAACAACAAAUCGAGACAAUUCUGUGCAGUCUUCGCUCGUCUUUAUAUCGAAUAUUUUAUUUCUAUUUCUCACGUUUACUCUACCGUGCAGCUACACCGAAAUAAAACAUAAUGUGUCGGUGACAUGGCGUCAAAAUUUCGCGCUAGACGAAAAGUUGUGUUUUCAAAAAUACAAAACGGUGUAAACAAAGUGUGACCAGAUGAAGAUGAAACGCUCGAAACUUGACGUGAUAAAUGCGACUGUCGAAUCAUAUUUGAAGCGACGGCGUUAUCAAGACGGCGAUUUGUAUCACAAAAGUGAUAGAAUCGGCUGUCGAACGAGCGAGGAAAUGACAUUAAAUGCAACAGCCGAAUGCGGCACAUCGCGUGACAAUUCCAUCGUCUUUAGCGCUAUUAUAAAUGACGUUGCAGCUGCUGAUCAAGCUUAUCAGAGAUUGAAAAACUGGAUCAACAAUAUAGUAAAUGAGAAAAUGAGAUUAGAAUUAAUGGGUCUUCUAUAUCCUGUUUUUUGUCAUCUUUAUCUGGAGAUGCUACAUGCCGGCAAUAGACAAGCAGCUCUACAAUUUCUGAAAUGUCAUCAGAGCGAUUUUCUUAGCGAUACUGAAAGGGAUUUUCUGGAGGAGUUGUCAAGCGUAUUUUCCAUACAUGACAUAGAACUGAGGCCACUGGUUAAUGCCUUCAGAACUAGAAAGUACAAAGUUGAUAUGUCCGACGAGUCUCAUGUUUGUCUACAGAAAUUUCUUACUAAACACGGACAUAUCAUAAUAAUGCAGGUAAUAAAUAUUCACCUGACGAUAAUUAGAAAAAUAGUCGACAUGAACUCAAUGGACGAGGAAACUGGUGACAGAAGUCAAAAGAACGAAAUCAGUAUAAACGGUCACGUCGAACAAGCUUGCGGUACAGGGGUAGAUCGCGAAAUGCGUGAAUUGCAAGAAGCAAUACGAUUGAUACGCAACAACGCUCAUCAACCCCUAAGAAUAAUGACUAUAAACAACGCCGUCGAAAAUGCGAGUUGCGGAAGAAUAACACCGAGUAUGGACAAAUUAGCUUCAGGAUUUAGUACAGCAGAGAUAAGACUUUGGGGUAUCGGCGACACGGUAUUGAUGAUGCCGAAAAGUCGGCAAUCUUUGGUAACUUUCGCUUGUGAUGCAGCUUCUACGAGCAGAUCGUCCGAACCCAACAUAGACAUAGAAGAAGCGGGGGCUGUAGUAUUACGUGGACACACAGACGUCGUUCACGAUUUGAGAUUCGUCUCCGAAUCGGAAAUCCUUCUUUCGGUUUCAAGUGACAAAGAUAUGAGGGCGUGGCGGUUAAAUGAUUAUUCUUGCGCAGCUAUAUACAAUGGUCACAACUAUCCAAUAUGGUGUAUGGACACGAGUGUAUUUAAUUUAUAUAUAGCAACCGGUUCUCAUGACAGAACCGCCAAGCUCUGGUCGCUCGAUCGAAAGUUCCCAUUGAGAAUAUUUGCUGGACAUUUUUUAGACGUUAACUGUAUAAAAUUUCAUCCAAACGCACGAUACUUGGCGACUGGUUCGGCGGACAAAACUAUCAGGUUGUGGAAUAAAGAUGAUGGUAGCCUCUUGAGACUUUACGUAGGAGCUCAAUCGGCUAUUUACAGUUUGGUUUUCAGUCCCGAUGGGAAAUAUCUCGCAACAGCCGGGGACGACAAGUGUAUAUCGAUAUGGGAUUUGGCUACUGAUGCAUUGUUAACGGAACUUAAAGGCCAUCAGGACACUGUUAUGAAUUUGGAUUGGAGUGCGGAUGGGCAAUACAUAGCAAGCGCUAGUAUGGACGGUGUCGUUCGUCUCUGGUCAACUCAGGAACACAUUAGCAGCAGCAGUGGUGGGUCGAACAACUCAGCUGUCGAAGUUAAUAGUCCUCAAAUAUACUCAACAAAUUGCUCAAGUAUCCUCUCACUACAAUAUUACCGCAAGAACAAUUCUCUCGUAUGCAUAGGCACAAUAUGAGAAAAAUUGCCAGUACCUACCGAAAAAGAUAACAGUUUUCCUCACGAUGAGCCUCGAACGAGUAUAUACAAAGAACCAUGGAAGUUUUUGGAACGAUCGUAUUUUAUUGUUUCUCUUUUCAUGGGACAUUCGCGAAAUAGAGUGCCAAAUUACGGGAAAUGAACAAAACAAAAUAUAUUGUAAAAGAGGUACUGAAAAAAGUUGAAUCGUUUUCCGUGUGGUUCGUAUCACAAGGAUAAUUGAAUUGUGAAAAAAACCAUUUUUUUCAAAAUCACCAUUUGAAAAAACCUUUCAAGUUUCGAUGAAAAAAAGAAAAGCUCAGAAAUGAACUACAUUCGGCUUGGAUUUAGGUUUGUCACCGUUUUUAUUAUCUUUCCAAACCCAAACAAAUUUACAAUGCUUCUUCUUUCUAUUACGUAUUUCAUUGAAGCAUACAUUAAUUAUAACUCGCCUUGAAAAUAUUUUGUGCCUCUAGGAAAUAUUCCAAAUUUUUGUUAAUCUGUUUAUUCCCGUUGCCCGUGUCCCACCGAAUAAAACUAAAAGACUCUUGCACACGAAAUUCUUUGAUUAUAUAAUUAUACUUUAUGGCUGUACAAAAUUUUGGAAGCCACUGCCACAAAUAUUAGCUUAAAAUGAACUGCUUACUUGAAACGUCUCGAAUCUUCCUAUUGUUUGUAGAACAGGAAACUAAUGAUGAAGUGGCGUUGGAAGAUCCACAAGUAAAAAACAGAACAUGUACACAAAUGCGUAAUGUCACAAAUAAUAGAUCCCUACAUAAAAAUGUUAAAUGUCAUGAAUAAUUCAUUCGUCUUCGUAAACGUUGCUGAAAGAAAAAAAAACGAAAGAAAAGAAUAACGAACCCACUAUUGCUAAAACUGCAUACUAAUAGUUCGGGUAGUGAUGAAUCCAAACUAUCAUGCUGGCUGUGGAAAAGCAUAGUAUUCUUCCCUAUUUUCUCAUUAAUUUGGGUACGCGAAGAGAGACUUCAUAGGGAAGGAAGACUUCGAAUAGAACUUGAAUGAUGUUAAAAAUUUUAAUUAUUUGUCUGAGUACGAAGCGAUGAACUCUGAAAUAAAUUAGUAGUUGGAUCCCUUCUUUGUAAUGUUUCGACUCAAAAUUGAACUAAAAUUGUCAGCGAUAACAGAGUAACAAAAAAAGUACUCUGAGGCAAUGGAAUUUGAUGCUCGAAUUUUGACAAAUACUACAGUAUCAAUUGGCAAUAAUUUAUAGGAAAAAAUAAUGAAGAAAAUGAAUAACGAUCGUCGCACUAAAUUUUGUCUGCGAAUACGAUUUCAAUUUAGCAGUAACCAAUGUUUUUUAGCUAAAUUAAUAUAGUUUUAUUUAUCCUGAAACGUAAAAGGUACAUCGGACACGAAUUUCGGCGAAAAUGGAUCCACUCUCGUAUUGCAUAACAUGAUAUUAAUGGUGGUAAUGAUAUUUGUUUUUCUUUAAUGCUGAAUCUACCUCAUUACCUAAGAUCGUGUGUAAUAUUCUUCCAUACACUUAAGUGAAUAUGAUUUUUGCACUAAAAGUUACAAAGGGAUAGGUGUUUUAGUAAUGUACUCGUCAGGAUUGUAUACGAAAAUGUAUUGAUUGUAUGUCGAUCCUUUUGCCGCUGUAUACAUAUGGGAUUGAAGAAAAAAAAUGGACCUAUAAUCUGAUGAGAUGAGCAGAAUAAUGCAGAGGAUUGAACUAAAUAUCAGUAAUAAGGGAAUACGAAUAAAGAUUUGAUUUUUUCAAGCCUUAAUGUAAUCGAUCGAAAUUACAAUAGUGGUACAAAAUACUUUUUUUUUUUUUUAAUAACACUCAGUAAAUUUACUGAAUACGAACGAGCGAAAAACGUUGUUUUACUUUUGCAUUCAAUUAAAAUCUCAUCAAUUGAUAAAAAUGAUCAAUUUUGAUUAGAAGAAAAUACGAUUGGGGGAUAAUAAUCCUCACGAGUCAUUCUCACUGUUUAUUUUAUAUUUUAUUAAAUAAUCCAAUGCAAAGAACAAAAUACUUUAAGCAUAUUCAACGGAUAAUGGGUCAACAAAUGUUUUGUUCGUUUUGUUUGUUGUACUGUUAAGUGAAAAUAUAGCGAUAAAAGAGGAA